Glossina fuscipes is the source of this 555-nucleotide messenger RNA. RefSeq names its product homeobox protein MSX-1. The coding region runs from base 1 to 555 and encodes 184 amino acids. Gene Ontology annotation, molecular function: DNA binding; DNA-binding transcription factor activity, RNA polymerase II-specific. The record is from RefSeq and is a predicted model, not a curated record. The transcript has 2 exons. Gene Ontology annotation, biological process: regulation of DNA-templated transcription. NCBI's taxonomy places the organism in Eukaryota, Metazoa, Arthropoda, Insecta, Diptera, Glossinidae.
AUGAGUGAUUUCAGCAUUGAUUACAUUUUAAAUAGAGCCGGGGAAAGAUAUCUGGGGACAAACGGCUCCUUAGAUUUAAGGCAACGUUCAAAGGUGCACGACUUGCCACCGUAUGCUCUAAAUUUGAAUAUGGAAUUUUUAAAAAAAGCUCAACCCCACAAAGAACAGCAAUUAAAUCCUUCGUCACUUCAUCAACUGCCCAUGUUUGAUUGGUUACAGUACACACGUUAUCAUCCGCCUAAAGUGUCAAGAUCAAUGCGUCAGGGUAUCGUUAGUAAGCGAACACCCGGCCGUUUACCACGUAUACCAUUCACAUCCGCUCAACUACAAGCUCUAGAAAACGCCUAUAAAAAAUCCACCUACCUAAGUGCUGAAGAAGCCAACCAAUUAGCUGAUUCGUUACAUUUAACUAAUACACGUGUAAAAAUUUGGUUUCAAAAUCGUCGGGCGCGCGAGCGACGUGAAAAACGCGAAAAAGAAGAAAAUUAUGAAUCGACAUUGUCAUCAAAUGCCUCAAGCCCUGAUCCGGAAGAGAAUAUCUUAGAAAUUUCAUGA